AUGCAAAAUAGCGCCUGCAAUUGGGCGGCCAUUAAAUGGAAAUUCCAUAUGCUUGCUAGAUUUUCGUGA
Messenger RNA from Spirodela intermedia, 69 nucleotides. NCBI's taxonomy places the organism in Eukaryota, Viridiplantae, Streptophyta, Magnoliopsida, Alismatales, Araceae. The record is from the annotation of a GenBank genome assembly.